CUGUCAUUAGUUUCUCUUCAUUAAGAUCCUGAAGUAAAAAUUUGUGUGAAAACAUCAACGAGCAAUAAUUGAUGGUUUAAUGUUGACUUGAAUUUGGAUCGAACUAUAUUACCCAAUUCGGUCAAAUUGUCCAUCUCUGUUCCUAGUGAUAGUGUUAUCAAUCGUAAUGGCUGAGCUGCUAAUUGAUCCGAACAUACGCGGAUGGGUGUUUCUACCGAUAGUGGUCAUCACUUUCCUGGUUGGUAUUAUCCGUCAUUAUUUUUCGAUAUUGAUUUCCUCCCAGAAAAAAGUCGAGCUAACCCAGAUUCAAGACAGUCAAGCAAUGAUUCGGGCCCGUCUGCUGCGUGAAAACGGAAAAUACCUAACCCCGCAAUCCUUUGCAAUGAGGAGGCAUUAUUUUAACAAUGAGGAAACUGGAUAUUUCAAAACUCAGAAAAGAGCACCACCGAGCCCAAACUCAACGGCUAUGUUGUCCGAUCUGGUCAAGGGUAAUUUUAUCAACGUUCUCCCGAUGAUUGUGAUCGGUGGAUGGAUCAAUUGGAUGUUCUCUGGGUUUGUUACCACAAAGGUUCCGUUCCCGUUGACCUUGCGUUUCAAGCCGAUGUUGCAACGUGGAAUCGAACUAGCCUCGCUGGAUGCAGCUUGGGUGUCAUCUGCUUCGUGGUAUUUCCUAAAUGUUUUCGGGUUAAGAAGCAUCUAUACGUUGGUGUUAGGAGAGAACAAUGCCGCGGAUCAAACGCAAUCGAUGCAGGAUCAAAUGUCCGGUGCUGCCGUUGCAAUGCCACAGGAUCCGAAGGCGGCAUUUAAAGCCGAAUGGGAGGCGUUGGAAAUCACUGAAUAUCAGAAUGCACUAGCGAAUAUCGAGAGUGAACUUUUGGCUUCUGCUACUGCGACUGGGGAGGGAUCGAACGCUGUCCAUCAGCAGCAAAACCGGGACGAUGGAGUGCUGAGAAAUUAACCCUUCGAUAUAAAAUGCCAGUAGUUUAAUGUAAAAUUGUUGAUUUUUUUUGCUAGAUAAUCCUACUAUUCACGUUGGCGUGUAAAGUAAGGGUGGAAAAUGUUCUAUGAUGAAUGAAUCGAUUGAAAAUUUAAACUAUUUAUGUUAAUUGUAUCAAUAUUUCAAACUAGCUAAGUUUUUAAACGAUGAUGGUGGGAACACUAGCUUAGUUAGUCUAGUAAAUGACUAUGAUUGUAUGUACUAUUAUAGCUCAAAGGUAAAUAAAUACAAUGAACGAUUAAGAAAA
Messenger RNA from Malaya genurostris, 1244 nucleotides. It is a transcript of the gene EMC3, whose product is annotated as ER membrane protein complex subunit 3. Bases 167 to 958 code for a protein of 263 amino acids. The record is from RefSeq and is a predicted model, not a curated record. Gene Ontology annotation, biological process: protein folding in endoplasmic reticulum. Lineage: Eukaryota; Metazoa; Arthropoda; Insecta; Diptera; Culicidae. Gene Ontology annotation, cellular component: membrane; EMC complex. The transcript is spliced from 3 exons.